Molecule: messenger RNA, 657 nt
Organism: Cooperia oncophora
Lineage: Eukaryota; Metazoa; Nematoda; Chromadorea; Rhabditida; Trichostrongylidae
Source: the annotation of a GenBank genome assembly
AUGAAGGAAAUGUUCCCAGAUCGCUGCGAGUUGCCUAAGAGGCAGGUGACGGAAAUGGGUCAGACCUCAGAGACAGGUUGUCCAGGGUGCGCUAUGCCGAAAGCGUUAAUGAAAUUCGUGGUGGACGUGAUUAUCGGAACAUUUCUUAUUGUGAUCGGAUCGUUGGACCGGCUAAAUGAAGAGCAGUGCGGUGCAGUGCUGGUGAUCUCUACAUGCAUACCUUUACUGCAGGAUUUUCGCAUCGCCGCUACUAUGGCGGACGUUACUACCGAAACAACAUCAUGCGUGUCGUCACCAACGGACACCGCAGUGAUCUCAGCCUACGACAUCUCAGUUAUAUUCGCCACAAUAUGUCUGGUAGCGCUUGGAGUUCUAUUGGCCCGAAAACUUAAUAGUUCGCUCUACAAACCGGUUCUCUUUCACUUCGUAUCCACACUGCUUCUACUCGAGAUUCCCCUAGUGAUAGUGAUCUCACUGAAGUACGCCUCUCAGAGUACGGCUGCUAUUCGAGCAGCAGACGCAACUAAUUUACUCGUCGCUAUACACUGCAGUCUUCAUUCGGCGUAUUUCAUUUAUAAUCACGAAGAUUAUAGGGUAAGUUUUUCGCAAACUGAAUCCUUUACGAAUUUUACGAGAGAGGUGUGGCUCAAACUUUAG